Lithohypha guttulata is the source of this 519-nucleotide messenger RNA. RefSeq names its product Mitochondrial import inner membrane translocase subunit tim22 (gene TIM22). The transcript is spliced from 3 exons. NCBI's taxonomy places the organism in Eukaryota, Fungi, Ascomycota, Eurotiomycetes, Chaetothyriales, Trichomeriaceae. The record is from RefSeq and is a predicted model, not a curated record. The coding region runs from base 1 to 519 and encodes 172 amino acids. Gene Ontology annotation, cellular component: TIM22 mitochondrial import inner membrane insertion complex. Gene Ontology annotation, molecular function: transmembrane protein transporter activity. Gene Ontology annotation, biological process: protein insertion into mitochondrial inner membrane.
AUGGCGUACCCAGGUGGUUUCGCUGGCAUGCCUGGCCAACAGCAGGAUACCGGCAUGUCUGAACAAGAUCAGAGAAUGGUGAAGAUGGUCACAUCAGGAAUGGAAUCAUGUCUGGUCAAGUCCAUCAUGGCAGGAGGCGCAGGUUUUGCCCUAGGUGGUGUGUUUGGCCUCUUCAUGGCAUCUAUGAACUACGAUACCCCCCUUACUCCUCAAGGCGCCGAACUCACCAAACUCCCUAUGCGCGAACAAUUACGUCGAGGUUUCAAAGACAUGGGCACCAGGUCAUGGUCAUCUGCAAAGAAUUUUGGCAAGAUCGGUUUCCUGUACAGUAUUUGCGAAUGCACGGUUGAAGGCUUCAGGGCCAAGAAUGACCUAUACAACAGUGCUGCGGGCGGUCUAGCUGCAGGUGCUAUCCUAGCAAGAAACGCCGGGCCUCAGGCUAUGCUGCUUGGUGGCGCUGGAUUUGCUGCUUUCUCAACCGGAAUCGACUACUAUAUGCGACUUCCAGAAUCAGAUUAA